This is a messenger RNA of Prosopis cineraria, 1177 nucleotides long. RefSeq lists its product as uncharacterized. The transcript has a single exon. Lineage: Eukaryota; Viridiplantae; Streptophyta; Magnoliopsida; Fabales; Fabaceae. Bases 109 to 699 code for a protein of 196 amino acids. The record is from RefSeq and is a predicted model, not a curated record.
CUAAAACCAUUGAGUUACUGCAUGUUUCAAACUCGUGUUGACACUUCUCUUUUCAAACUCCCAAAACAAAAAGUGUCAUCAUUUUCCUCUAGCUAGCUUAUCCCUGACAUGGCACCCCAUGGAGAAUCCUUGCCAUGCCCAUUCUCCAGGAACAGCAACAAUGUUAAUAACAUGUCGAAGCCGCCGAGACUGUCCUCGGACCACCACCUUCAACGAACAAUCUCCGACAUCUCCUUCGAGCUAAGCAAAGAAGGGUUAGAUGAUCUGAAGGGUCUGCCACCAAUCUCAGAGGUUGAAGACGCCAAGUGCGAGUGCUGCGGGAUGAGCGAGGAGUGCACGCAGGAGUACAUAGAGCGCGUGAGGGACAAGUUCUUGGGGAAGUGGGUGUGCGGGCUGUGUGCUGAGGCAGUGAAGGAAGAAUUGGGGAAGAAAGGAGGGAAGAAAGAGGAAGCCCUAAACGCACACAUGAGCGCGUGUGUUAGGUUCAACAAGUAUGGUAGGGCUUUUCCUGUUCUGUUUCAAGCUGAGGCCAUGAAGGAGAUGUUGAAGAAGAACAAGUUGGAGGGUAAGGUUAGGGCUAAGUCCAUUAGCCCUAGAGAUCACAAAGCAGGUUCCAACAAACUUGGUGGGAUUGCUCGAAGUUCAAGCUGUAUUCCAGCACUUACCAGAGAGAUUAACGAUCUCACAAUUGCCAAUUAAAAGAUUUUCUGAAUCUGUUAUUGGUAGACUAUCAUCAUCACGACGAACUUAUACACAGACACUGUAAUUUUGUCGUGUCCUGUAUCCUUACGAUUAUUCUCGGUCUUUGUAGCUUCGUAGCACAAUCCUUUUUUUUUUUUUUUUUAGUUUUUGUCUUACUAACUAAUUUAAAUUUUUAACUCUUCCUUACUUAGCUUGAAACCUCCUUUGUUUUAGUCAUAUGGAUAUCUGAAAACGGUUAUCAGGUAUCUGUUUUUUAGGGGAUCAACUAGGGUCGACAUUGCUCAUUCAUUAGGGCUUCAAGUUAAAGGCAACUUGUGAGGGUUUUUUUUUCCUGGUCUGUUCCCUUGAUUAUUAAAAUUGGAGGUUUUUGUAUUCGCCCUUUUGUAUCUCGUGUUUGUAUCAAGUAUAUAUAUUACAUAGUGUAAGUCAUCAUGUACUUAUAAUGAGGAAUAAAGUCUUUUGGCGUUGCCAUAUA